AUGAAUAUACUGAGGAAGAUGGCGAAGUGGUCGAUCGUUAAGAGAAUCCCCGUCUAUGGAGGUUCAUUCACUUCUAUGAAACAUAUGGUGUUAGCUCCUGCUGAGUUGAGCUGGAGCUGCUCGUUCUCAGCUAUGCACUCAUUGAUAAACACAGGAGAAGAAGACGAAGAACUCCUGAAGAAAACCGCUGACAAUAGUGAAACCGGUUCCAAGUUCAUCAGCAAAAUCGAUUACACGAAACUUGUGGAGAAGUAUAGAAGAGAUGGAAAUCUCUCUGCUGCAGAUGACUUGUUGCAGUCUUUACAAGACAAGAACGUUUGCUUGCCUGUUUCGGUUUUCGAGAGCCUUCUUGCAGCAGCGGGUGAGCAGAGCGAUAUGAAGCUCUCUUGCAGAGCUUUCAGAGAGCUGUUGAUGCAAGCGGGUAAGCCUUUGAGCUCAGACUGUUAUCUCAACCUCGCGAGAGCCUUUAUUAACACCGAUGAUUGCAUACACUUGUUGAGUCUUCUCAAAGAAGUAGCAGAGUCUUCUCUUCCGUGUAGGUUAAUAGUGAUAAACAGAACCAUCCUUGCAUUUGCAGAAUCUCGACAGAUCGAUAAGGUCCUUAUGAUACUUGAGCAGAUGAGAGAGUGGGAGUGUAAACCAGAUGUGAUCACAUACAACUCGGUUUUGGACAUCUUGGGCCGGGCUGGACUCGUGAAUGAGAUGCUUAGGUUAUUGUCAUCGAUGAAGGAAGAUUGCGACGUAUCACUAAACAUCAUUACGUACAACACGGUGAUAAACGGGUUGAGGAAAGCUUGUAGGUUCGACAUGUGUUUGGUGUUAUACAACGAAAUGGUUCAGCGUGGGAUUGAACCUGAUCUGCUUAGUUAUACCGCGGUGAUAGACAGUUUGGGUCGAUCGGGGAACAUUAAGGAAUCGUUGAGGCUUUUCGAUGAGAUGAAACAGCGAGGGAUCCGACCAUCGGUUUAUGUCUACCGAGCAUUGAUCGAUUGUCUGAAGAAGUCGGGAGAGUUUCAGAGGGCGUUGCAGCUUUCGGAUGAGUUGAAGAACAGUUCUUCGUUAGAUUUGGCAGGUCCACAAGAUUUUAAACGACACUUGAGACCACCAUAUAGACGCUAA
Thlaspi arvense is the source of this 1119-nucleotide messenger RNA. The record is from the annotation of a GenBank genome assembly. NCBI's taxonomy places the organism in Eukaryota, Viridiplantae, Streptophyta, Magnoliopsida, Brassicales, Brassicaceae.